Molecule: messenger RNA, 1085 nt
Organism: Fragaria vesca subsp. vesca
Lineage: Eukaryota; Viridiplantae; Streptophyta; Magnoliopsida; Rosales; Rosaceae
Product: cadmium-induced protein AS8-like
Exons: 3
Coding region: 201-740 (179 amino acids)
Source: RefSeq, a predicted model, not a curated record
CACAUUGUUGCUGGAGUAGUGUCCGGUAGUUAACUUCAAAGAGGAGCAACUCUUCACGACCAGAGCUCACAUCACAGGUUCUUUUUCACUUCUUCUUCUCAGACCCACAAUUCAGAAACCUUGUUCCCCAAAUGCCCAGAAAAGUUGGUAACUGAAUGCUUAUUGUAUGAACAAAGAUUGAAACUUGCAUACUCAUAUUCAUGGCAGGUCCUAAAAUGAUUAUAAAAGGAGUGUUCAGGAGGUAUGAAAGAUGGAACCCAGUGCACCCAACCUCUGGGGCAUUUUGGGGUUUGGGAAUUGGCAUUGGUUGUGGUGUUGGAUGGGGUCCUGGUUUUGGUCCUGAAGUUAUUGGCUAUGUUGGAGCUGGCUGUGGUGUUGGCUUCAGUGUGGGUUUCACCCUGCUUGGUGUUGGUAUUGGUCUUCCUGCAAAUUGGCUCUACACUGUUCCUUGUGAUGCUGUUAUGGCAGCAAGAAGUACUGCAUUGAGGCUUGGCAGACCUCCUGGUCUUGUUUUCCCCAAAAGUAUGGCAGGAGAGAGUUGGGAUAAAAUAGCGCCAUGUGUCACAGGCCUGCGAAGAGAAGCCAGUGGGAGAUUGUCUAGCUUCAAGCAACAUCUUGUGGAAGGGGUCGAGUCAAUUGAUGUGAAGAGUCAGCUGAGUGCCAAUACUAAGACAGUUUGUGACGGUUUUACAGCGUUUGGUGAACGUGUCUUCCACUUUCCUAGAGGUUCCAAACAUUGACAGGCUGAAGAAUUGAACUAUCCGGUGCAUGUAUACUAGAAGAACUGUAAAGCAUUCUCACACAGACCGCACUCUCCCUGCCUCAGUUUGUUAGUUAGAGUAAAACCUGAGAGAAAGGUUUCAUAAAGGGGAGGCUGACUCAUAUUUUGAAAUGAUCCUCUCAUGUAAAUAACCAGCAAUGUUUUAUGAUUUUGGAAUCCCUUUGUUCUAUCACCUGGGAAAAUUUCUGAUGUGGGUAGAUAAUGCGUCUCUUGUAUUGGUUGAUCUCUUAUUCCAUCGUUGGCCUUGAUAAUUGCCUCUUAUAUUUUCAUUUUGCAAUACAGAUUUUUCAAAUAUUAGUAUGCC